Stegodyphus dumicola is the source of this 764-nucleotide messenger RNA. RefSeq names its product histone-lysine N-methyltransferase NSD3-like. Gene Ontology annotation, molecular function: histone methyltransferase activity; protein binding. Gene Ontology annotation, cellular component: nucleus. Lineage: Eukaryota; Metazoa; Arthropoda; Arachnida; Araneae; Eresidae. The record is from RefSeq and is a predicted model, not a curated record.
GGAAAAAUGGAAAGGAAAAAACUCUUUACCAUGUUCAGUAUUUCGGGAAGGCAGCAAUGAGAGGAUGGACUGUUGCACGAAGAAUGUUUCCAUUUGAAGGUAAAGAGAAAUUUUACGCUGUGGAAGAGAGUGCACUUGAUAAAGUAAAGAAAAAAACUGUAAUGUACAAAAAGAUUGAAAAGCUGUUCCGGGUAUCGGCUGGAGUAAAACAGCUUUGGAAUGAAGCUAUUGAGGAAGCUCUAAAGGCUUUUGCAAUCAAAGAUAUAAAUGACAGGCUUGAAGCUAAUGUAUUCAAUUAUUAUGUGCCUAGUGGCGCUCUGAAGAGAGCUAAAGAACUUAAUGCAGAUGUCAAUGAUAAUGAAAGACAAGUGAAAAGAUGUCUGACGAAUGAGAAUUCAGAUGAUCCUUAUUGCAGAAUAUGUAAAAGAGAUGAACCAGAUUUCGCUUGUACAGGAUCAUGUAACAAAGCUUUUCAUAAAGAUUGCCUAGGUCUACUCUGUGUACCUCAAGGAUUCAAGUGUCCCGAUUGUGAUUUAGAUGAACAUUCAUGUUUUGUAUGCAAAAGUCCUGAUGGUGAUUUUAUGAAAUGUUCCCUAUCUAAGUGUGGCAGAUCUUACCAUGAAAAAUGUUUAAGCAGAUAUGACUGUGGUAAUAAAGAGAAGAAUAUAUGUCCACGCCAUACAUGCCUCACUUGUUACAAUGAAAAUCCGAAGAAUGUAAUGGCUAGAAAAGGUUUGUUUUCAUUUAAUCCUCAUAGCCAAUAG